AUGGAUUCCAAGAAGUCUAACAAGAUUAGAGACAUUGUUAGGCUUCAGCAGAUCCUGAAGAAGUGGAGGAAGCUUGCAAGUUCAUCAAAGACCACCACAACUACCACCACCACCAGCAGCAGCAGCAAGAGCAUAAAGUUUCUCAAGAGAACACUCUCUAUAUCAGAGAGCUCUGCAAAGGAAACCUCAAGCAAUGUCGUCCCAAAGGGCUACCUGGCCGUUGGCGUCGGAGAAGAACAAAAGAGAUUCAUAAUCCCAACGGAGUAUUUGAGCCACCCUGCAUUUCUCAUCUUAUUAAGAGAAGCAGAAGAAGAAUUCGGGUUCCAACAGGCAGGCGUCUUAAGGAUUCCUUGUGAAGUAGCGGUCUUUGAGAGUAUCUUGAAAGUGGUGGAGGAAAAGCAAGACCUGUUCUUCAUGCAGGAAUGCAGGUUUGAUGUGGAUGAUAUCGUGGCGUAUUGCUCGUUGAAAAGCCAGCAAACUCCAUCUCACCAUCCUCAAAUCCUCUAUCCCAGUGAUGGCUGGGAUAUCUAUCCACAUUCACGAAUCUAUGGAGCCCUCACAAACAGAAACAAUGAAUGA
Molecule: messenger RNA, 579 nt
Organism: Dovyalis caffra
Lineage: Eukaryota; Viridiplantae; Streptophyta; Magnoliopsida; Malpighiales; Salicaceae
Source: the annotation of a GenBank genome assembly